Alternaria rosae is the source of this 2074-nucleotide messenger RNA. RefSeq names its product DNAJ domain-containing protein. Gene Ontology annotation, molecular function: misfolded protein binding; protein-folding chaperone binding. The coding region runs from base 151 to 1734 and encodes 527 amino acids. Gene Ontology annotation, biological process: protein folding in endoplasmic reticulum. Gene Ontology annotation, cellular component: endoplasmic reticulum. The record is from RefSeq and is a predicted model, not a curated record. The transcript has a single exon. Lineage: Eukaryota; Fungi; Ascomycota; Dothideomycetes; Pleosporales; Pleosporaceae.
GAUAGUGAAGGACCAAAUAAAGACACAACCCGCUCUUUCCAUGAACUGACCGUCGCACCUGCCGUUGCUUCUCUGCGCGGACCAUAUCCCUACGUGUACCUCAUUCAACCUACUGUCGCUCAUUCAUAACACUUUCAACCGCAUUCCGCCAUGAUACUCCGACUAUCCUCUAUUGCCCUCGGGCUCCUCCCACUCGCCAGCGCACUCUCCGCCUCGGACAUACCCGCGGAUACUCCCGUGUCGCAGCUCAUCAAGGACGCCAGUGUCCAACUCGCUACCGGCAACACCCAAGACGCCCUUCUCUACUUCGACGCCGCCAUCACCCGCGACCCGCGCAACUACCUCACCUACUUCAGGCGCGGCGCCGCUUACCUGCAAAUCGGCAAAUCGGUGCAAGCACAGCAUGACUUCGACAAGGUGCUGGAAUUGAAGCCUGGCUUCGAGGGCGCAUUAGUGCAGAGGGGCAAGAUCAGAGCCAGGAAGGCCGACUGGGCGGCAGCGCGCAAAGACUACGAGGCUGCCGGUAAGACCGAUGCGAUCGCGCAGCUGGAAGAGGCGCAGGGCGCUGCCAUCAUGGCACAGGAGGCGGCAGAGAAGGGCGACUGGGACGCAUGUAUCUCGCACUCUGGAACUGCCAUCUUAGUCGCGGGAGGAGCAUACGACAUCCGCAAGACAAGAGCGAGGUGUCGCUUCGAGAAGGGCGAGGUUGCUGAGGGCAUCAGCGACCUGCAGCAUCUCCUCCAGAUCAACAAGGGCGAUAUCGAACCACAUCUCCAGAGCUCCGCCAUGGCCUUCUACUCCCUGGGCGAAACCGACAAGGGACUCAAGCACAUCGCACAAUGUCUUCAGUCAGACCCAGACUCGAAGGUCUGCAUGAAGCUGCGAAGAAGAGAAAAGAACCUCGACAAGGACAUCCAAAAGGUGCGCAAGUUCUUCGAGAAGCGCCAGUUCGCCACCGCCUCGAAACUCCUCAUCGACCGCGGCGAAGAGGACCCGGGUCUAUUGAAAGAGGUCAAGCAAGACUUCAAGGACUACACCGAACAAGGCUACAUCUACGCCAACUCACCUCAAGGUCUCUACCAGACCCUUGUAGAGAUGACCUGCGAAGCCUACGUCGAAAUGAACAACCUAAAGAAAGGCACACCGUAUUGUACCGAAGCCCUACAACUCAACCCGGACUCGUUACAUGCCCUCCUUCACAAGGCUCAAGGCCAACUUGACGCCGACGAAUUCGAAGACUGCGUUCGAACCCUAGAGCACGCGAAGGAGCACCACCAGAACCAGAAGCUCGACGAGUUACACCACAAAGCGCAGACACUGCUCAAGCGGUCGAAGACAAAGGACUACUACAAGGUGCUCGGCGUAACACGCGACGCAGAUGAGCGCGAGAUCAAGAAGGCAUACCGCAAGCUCACCAAGAUGUACCAUCCCGACAAGGCCUCAACCAACAACAUGACACCCGAGGAUGCGCAGAAGAAGAUGUCCCAAGUCAACGAAGCCUACGAAGUCCUCUCCGACCCCGAACUCAAGGAACGUUUCGACCGCGGUGACGACCCCAAUAGCAACGAGCAGCAACAAGGCAAUCCCUUCCAAGGUUCACCCUUCGGCGGCCAACAGUUCAUGUUUAGACAAGGUGGAGGUGGUGGCUUCCCUGGUGGUGGCGGUAGCUUCAAGUUCCAGCAGGGCGGCGGCGGCGGGUUUCCGGGUGGUUUCCCCGGUGGUUUUGGCUUCUAGACUAUUGCUAUUGCUUACUUAUAUGACUUGGAGUUUAGGAGCAUGCGCAGUGAUCAGUCACAUGGGUAGAACAGUCUGGCGUUUUCCACUGUAUGAUAUCGUUGCUUCGGCUGUAUUGAGAAAUGAGUUAUGGUAGCUAGUAGGUGUGAAGGUAUAUCUUUCCUGCUAGUCUACGUUCCGUCCCACUUUAGCGGCGUUCUUGACUAGCGGUCGCCUCUCGAGUAACGCCGGAAUCAGAUCGUUGACGAAUUCGAUGCACGUCUGGUUGGUCAUGCCAUUGAACUUGUGAUCUGGAGCCGUGCUAAAAGCCCAUAUGUCUACCAUGAGACGACGAACGGGU